CGGAUCCGAGGUGGCUGGAUCUGGAGUGUGUGACGCCUCCCCAGGACUCCCCUCUACGCGCGGGAGGCAGCGCCAAGUUCACCGCGAAAGCCAAAAGCCUGGGCACAAGGGACCAAAAUGACCACUGCAGCUCCUAACGGCUGCCGCUCCAACCUGGACUCCAGGUACCACAGACUUUGCGAUACGGCCGAGAGCUGGGGCAUCAUCCUGGAGACAUUCGCCGCGCUGGGGGCCGUGACGUCGGUGGCCUUAAUGCUGGUGCUUGUGGCCCUCAUCUGCAAGGUGCAGGACUCCAGCAGGCGGAAAACGCUGCCGACCCAGUUUCUGUUCCUCCUGGGCGUGUUGGGGGUCUUUGGCCUCACCUUUGCCUUCAUCAUCAAACUGGAUGGGGGCACGGGGCCCACGCGCUUCUUCCUCUUCGGUGUCCUCUUUGCCCUCUGUUUCUCUUGCCUCCUGGCCCACGCUUUCAACUUGACCAAGCUCGUCCGCGGGAGGAAGUCCCUGUCCUGGCUGGUGAUUCUGGGCUUGGCUCUGGGCUUCAGCUUGGUGCAGGACGUCAUUGCUGUCGAAUACAUUGUCCUCACCAUGAACAGGACCAACGUCCACGUCUUUUCCGAGCUCUCUGUGCCCCGUCGCAAUGAAGACUUCGUCAUGCUGCUCAUCUACGUCCUCUUCUUGAUGCUGCUGACCUUCCUCACUUCCUUCUUCAUCUUCUGUGGCUCCUUCGCUGGCUGGAAGAGGCAUGGGGCCCACAUCUUCUUCACCAUGAUCCUCUCCAUCGCCGUCUGGGUGGCGUGGAUCACCCUGCUCUUGAUUUCUGCCCUCGACUCCAUGUGGGAUGACACCAUCCUCAGCACGGCCUUGGUUGUCAAUGGCUGGGUUUUCCUGCUGUUUUAUGUCUUACCUGAGUUCCUGCUGCUCCCAAAGCAGCGCAACCCCAUGGAUUACCCGGUGGAAGAUGCCUUCUGUAAGCCCCAACACAUGAAGCAGAGCUAUGGUGCGGAGAACAGAGCCUACUCUCAAGAGGAAAUCAGUCCAGGUCUCGAAGAGACAGGGGAUGCGCAGUAUGCUCCGUAUUCCACCCAUUUCCAGCUACAGAAUCGGACCCCUAAAAAAGAUUUCUCCAUUCCACGGGCACAGGCUCAGCCUAGCCCUUAUAAUAACUAUGAAGGAAGGAAAGAGGGCAGUUAACUCUGUUCUGAAGAGGGGCAGACCCAGCCGGGAGCCCAGAGGGAUGUGGGCUGAAUCUGGAAUCUUCUAGAACGGUACAGUGUCUUGGGAGGGCUUGCUUGUUCCCUCCCAGCCCCGGACACUACUCUUCUGUGCUGGCACUGAUGGUGGCCAAUAGGACUCCAGUUCUUGCCGGGUGUGGUGGCACAUGCCUGUAAUCCCAGCACUCGCGAGGCUGAGGCAGGGGGAUCACCGAAAGUUCAAA
Chinchilla lanigera (long-tailed chinchilla) is the source of this 1435-nucleotide messenger RNA. It is a transcript of the gene Gprc5a, whose product is annotated as G protein-coupled receptor, class C, group 5, member A. The transcript has 4 exons. The coding region runs from base 118 to 1191 and encodes 357 amino acids. Gene Ontology annotation, molecular function: G protein-coupled receptor activity; protein kinase activator activity. Gene Ontology annotation, cellular component: signaling receptor complex; intracellular membrane-bounded organelle; extracellular exosome. Gene Ontology annotation, biological process: G protein-coupled receptor signaling pathway. The record is from RefSeq and is a predicted model, not a curated record. NCBI's taxonomy places the organism in Eukaryota, Metazoa, Chordata, Mammalia, Rodentia, Chinchillidae.